CUGCCUGCCCUCCCCGGCCACAGGCGGCUCGGGCUGGCGGGCCCCCGGCGCCUCCAGGGUUGCUGGGAACGCGGUCCUGCGUGGGGCCCGGAUGGCUAACGCGGAUGGUCGGAGGCUGCGGCCGGCGCGCAGUGGGCCCCCACCUGGACAGGUUCCUCGGUGCCCCCGACUGCAGGUUGGGACGAAACAUCAUGGGAGCCCGAAUUACUCCGCUGAUGAGCCGCCUCGGAGAUGCUGGGACUCCACGGCCUCUACCUCCAGCCCCUGCUUGCUGUAUUCCACCAGCCGCAUCAUCGAUGACUUUGGGAAAUUGCUCCUGGCCGAGGCCCUCCUGGAGCAGUGUUUGAAGGAGAACCAUGCCAAGAUAAAAGACUCCAUCCCUUUGCCUGAGAAGAAUGAGCCAAAGAUGAAUGAAGCCAGAAACCAUCUGAGUAGUAUCCUUAACCACGGGAGGCUGUCUCCACAGUACCUGUGUGAAGCCAUGCUGAUCCAGGGCAAGCUGCAUUAUGUGGAGGGCUCGUACCGAGAUGCCAUCAGCAUGUACGCUCGGGCUGGGAUUGAUGACAUGUCCAUGGAGAACAAGCCACUCUAUCAGAUGAGGCUGUUGGCGGAGGCCUUUGUCAUCAAAGGACUCUCCCUGGAACGCCUGCCCAACUCCAUCGCUUCCCGCCACCGCCUGACAGAGAGGGAGGAGGAAGUGAUCACCUGCUUCGAGAGGGCCUCCUGGAUCGCUCAGGUGUUCCUGCAGGAGUUGGAGAAGAUCACAAAUAACACCACAUCACGGCAUCUGAAAGGCUCUCACCCGGUUGACUACGAGCUCACCUACUUCCUGGAAGCUGCCCUCCAGAGUGCUUAUGUGACAAACCUGAAGAAGGGGAACAUCGUGAAAGGGAUGAGAGAGCUCCGGGAGGUCCUACGCACUGUGGAGACCAAAGCAACUCAGAACUUCAAAGUGAUGGCGGCCAAGCAUCUGGCAGGGGUCCUGCUACAUUCCUUGAGUGAGGAGUGCUACUGGAGCCCCCUGUCCCACCCGCUGCCCGAGUUCAUGAGCAAGGAAGAGAACUCCUUCAUCACACAGGCCCUGCGGAAACCUCACCUCUAUGAAGGAGACAACCUCUACUGCCCGAAGGAUAAUAUUGAGGAAGCCCUCCUGCUGCUCCUCAUCAGUGAGUCCAUGGCUACCCGGGAUGUGGUGCUGAGCCGGGCGCCAGAGCAGGAGGAGGACCGGGCGGUGAGCCUGCGGAACGCUGCGGCCAUCUAUGACCUCCUGAGCAUCACGCUGGGCAGGAGGGGCCAGUACGUCAUGCUCUCCGAGUGCCUAGAGCGAGCCAUGAAGUUUGCGUUUGAAGAAUUUCACCUUUGGUACCAAGUGGCCCUCUCUAUGGUGGCUUGUGGGAAGUCGGCCUAUGCUGUGUCACUGCUGCGGGAGUGCAUGAAGCUUCGACCGUCAGACCCCACCGUGCCCCUGAUGGCUGCCAAGGUCUGCAUCGGGUCCCUGCAUUGGCUGGAGGAAGCAGAGCGCUUUGCCAUGAUGGUGAUCGACCUCAGGGAGGAAGCCGGGGAGUUCCUUUCCAAGGGCUACCUGGCACUGGGCCUCACAUACAGCCUGCAGGCCACUGACGCAACUCUGAAGUCCAAGCAAGAUGAAUUGCACCGGAAAGCACUGCAGACGCUGCAGAGAGCCCAGCAGCUGGCGCCCGGUGACCCCCAGGUCAUCCUCUAUGUCUCCCUGCAGCUGGCCCUCGUCCGCCAGAUAUCCAGUGCCAUCGAGCAGCUGCAGGAGGCCCUGAAAGUGUGCCGGGAUGAUGCCAACGCCCUCCACCUGCUGGCGCUCCUCUUCUCUGCCCAGAAGCACUACCAGCAUGCCCUGGACGUCAUCAACAUGGCCAUCACAGAGUAUCCUGAGAACUUCAACCUCAUGUUCAGCAAGGUAAAGCUGGAACAGGUCCUGAAAGGCCCGGAGGAAGCCCUGGUGACCUGCAGGCAGAUGCUGCGACUGUGGCAGACCCUGUACAGCUUCUCCCAGCUGGGAGGCCUGGAAAAGGACGGGAGCCUCAGCGAGGGUGUCACACUGAAGAAGCAGAGCGGAAUGCACCUGACUCUGCCCGACGCACAUGAUGCAGACUCCGGCUCUCGGCGAGCAUCAUCCAUUGCGGCCUCCCGGCUGGAGGAAGCCAUGUCAGAGCUCACUGUACCCAGCUCAGUUCUGAAACAAGGCCCCAUGCAGCUGUGGACCACACUGGAACAGAUCUGGCUCCAGGCUGCUGAGCUGUUCAUGGAGCAGCGACACCUCAAGGAAGCAGGUUUCUGCAUCCAGGAGGCGGCAGGCCUCUUUCCCACCUCGCACUCGGUACUCUACAUGCGGGGCCGGCUGGCCGAGAUGAAGGGCAGUCUGGAGGAGGCCAAGCAGCUGUACAAGGAGGCGCUCACAGUGAACCCCGACGGUGUACGCAUCAUGCACAGCCUGCUGGUCGUGUUCCAGGCUCUCCGAGGACUUUAUGAAAUGAGCGGGCAUGUGCACCUUCCCCAGUGGGUCGCCAUAGCAACAGAGGGCCCAAGUCCCAGGAGCGUGGGUCUGAUGCUGAGCCGGCUGGGCCACAAGAGUCUGGCCCAGAAGGUGCUGCGGGACGCCGUGGAGAGGCAGAGCACGUGCCACGAGGCGUGGCGGGGCCUGGGCGAGGUGCUGCAGGCCCAGGGCCAGAGCGAGGCCGCCGUCGACUGCUUCCUCACCGCCCUGGAGCUGGAGGCCAGCAGCCCCGUGCUGCCCUUCUCCAUCAUCCCCAGAGAGCUGUGACGGGCCGGCGGGGACAGGGCUGCCCCCCAGGGUGGGGCUCAGGGAAAUACACGCCUAGGGAACACUUCUGGGCCGGGUCUCCUCGCCUCCCCCGCUCCAGCCCUGCUUUCCCUCCAGGGCCAGCUGGGUCUGGGAGCUGCUCAUCUGGGGCUGGGGGGCGGGGGGGGGGGCAGAUUUGCAUCAAAAGCAAAUGCGUUGCUCCCUGGGAUUCAGACAGACAUGGUGGCAUUUAUGAGUAAGGAAGGGGCUGGGAAGCCACAGCAGCCUGGGAGCAUCUGCCCCGGAGGGUCUGUGCCUCCUCGGUACCACCCCCCAGCGUCUAGAACCCCCCCCAUUCGACACCUGCCACUCUCCACAUCCCCCACCCUGGGAUCCCGGCGACUGCACAGGUGCUAGCCUAGAACUUCAGCUCCCUGUUCUCCCACACCAAAGAUGAACGCCACCAACUGCCCUCUGACUAGGUCAAGAGGGUUUUCCCCACUUCCUAACCCAGUGCCUCGGGAGACGGUCUGCUUGAACCCCAAGUGACCUCGAGUCAUGGUGACCAGACUCGCUCCCUGGAGGUAUGGGUGGGGGAGCGUCCCAGCACACUUCACUUCCACCUGCGCCUCUGUAGCGGGUGAGCCCCAGGGCCCUGGUCUCAGCCCCAGCCUCAGGACAGGGUUUCAGAUAACUCUCAGGUCUUGCCCAGGGCCAUCAGGGCUGGAAGAUUCUGCUGGCAAAUGGGAAGAGGGUGAGAUCUCCGGGUUCCCCCCCACCAGGUUUGGGCUAUUGGGGGAUGCCCCUCUUUGCCCGUGGAGCUCCACUGCUCUUCCCCUCUGCUGCCAAGUGCCUUUUGGGCCUCUGGUGCCUGGCCAGGGGCACUGAGCACCAGCCCUAACUCCUCUCCCAUCUCUGCCAUGCUCACCUUUCUGGAAACCUGCCCCUGCCCAAGUGGUCUCCUUAGGCCUAGGCCGUAGACCCCAGGAUACGAACAUGGCAGCUGGACCCGUUCUUCCUCACACCGUGCAUCAACGUACCCCUUCAGGCCUCAUGUUUCUGGGCAAUGGGUACCACGCAGAACCCUCUGGGGAUAAUAAUAUGGAGAUGGGUGUCUCCAGGGCUGACCCCAGCACCUCUCACCACCCACAGCCCGUCUCUGCAUCAGGCCAUUCAGUUUCCCCUGCCUGAGGUCCAGUGGGGACUGAACACCAGAGGAGGGGACGGAGCGUCAGCAGGGGGCGGGGGGGCUGGUGGGUGGUGGAACCCUGCUGGCUCCCCCAGCCCUGCUGGGAUACUCCCCAAGAAGUUAUUCCCCGUCCCUGGGGGUUGGGGGGGAUGCUCAUCAGGGAAUUCCUUUUCUAUCUGCACUUUGGGUUUUAGUUUUAAAGCUCCAUCUGGUACGGCUGUCUCCUCUUAGGGUGUGUGGAAAGGCUGGGCGAGGGCUGCCCUAGCUCCUCAUUGCCCAGUCUGCUCCUCGGUGGGGGGGGGGGUGGCCUCUGGAGAUUCCCCCCCCCCCCCCCCCCCCGCCACACUGGCUCAGCACUGCACACCCCUGGGUGCCUCCCCCGAGAGGGCCUGCCCCCUCCUGGCCCUCCCGCACGGCGACCGGCACUGCAGAGGACACCAGAUCCCUCGCUCUGCUGAAGGAUCUCUGUCUCCAUGUGUGUGUAUAAAUAUAGGUAUAGAGAUAUAUAUAUGAUAGAGAUCUAUUUUUAUUCUGAAAUUCUGUGAGAAAAAAAAUAAAAACUGAAUGAGAAGAGCAAAUGGUACUGAUUUGCCUCGGGGUGCCCAAGACUGGUGGUUGGUAAUAGGAAGAGCCCCAAGUGCAUUUCGGCUUGCAGCGUUCCUCCGGAGGAAGCCUCGGGGGGCUGGGCCACCUUGCUGGCGGUUUGAAAUAAAGGUCUGGAAUAAAGAGACGCUUGAGA
Messenger RNA from Canis lupus familiaris (dog), 4701 nucleotides. RefSeq names its product tetratricopeptide repeat domain 7A (gene TTC7A). The transcript has 21 exons. NCBI's taxonomy places the organism in Eukaryota, Metazoa, Chordata, Mammalia, Carnivora, Canidae. The record is from RefSeq and is a predicted model, not a curated record. Gene Ontology annotation, biological process: protein localization to plasma membrane; phosphatidylinositol phosphate biosynthetic process. Gene Ontology annotation, molecular function: protein binding. Gene Ontology annotation, cellular component: plasma membrane. The coding region runs from base 92 to 2794 and encodes 900 amino acids.